AUGCGCAUGCGUAGGCUUGCGCGUCUGUUUGCCGCGGCCGCGGCCUCUGCGACUGGCGCAGGUAGUGAGGAGCAGCAUGACGUCGAGUUGUCGCGUGUUGGACUCGGGGAGUCUGAGAGUUUGUUUUCGGAGUUCGCGUGGGUUCGCGGCGACUCGACUGCGCCGGAAUCGCGGCAGUUCGACGCGGAGCUCUCGGCGUACCUGCUGCUCGUGGAGGACGCCUCGCUGCCUGGCGGGCACGUGGCAGUGGCGAAUCUCUCGUCGGCGAGCGCGGAGCACCUCUUUGCGUCGGAGAACGCGAUUCGCGAGGGCGACUGGCUGCGGCUGCGCAACUUCAAGUGGGGCGCGACCCGCCUCCACGACCCGCUCUUUGGCCGCAUCUACUUCUCCGUUCAACCCAGCCGAAGCGACUUGGCGCGUAUCACGCGUCUCCCGCCGUUCGCGCUGGACGCCGUCCGCGCGCAGCAGGAACUCGAUCGCGCGCUGCAGGCCCUCAUGGAGGACGACGAGAUCCCCAGAGACGCCUCCGACCCGAAGCGCACGCGCGAGCUGCCGCCAGCAGAGAGCGAGGGGGAGGCCGACACCGCCCGCAGAAGGCGCACCGCCGCCGAGCGAAACCCACGAGCCGGCCUGGAGGCAGCCCCCGAGCGGGAGGAAGAAAUUGAGGAGUGCGCGGCCGCGGAAGCGCCAGAGGAGGCUGCGGGCAGGGACGAAGCUGAAGACGACUCGAGCCCGCUCUCUGGCGGCUGCGCGCCGCACACGCGCUUCGAGCUGUUUGUUCCGCAAGAGCUGCUGGACGCACACGGCUCCCGCGUCCCGGUUUACGAACGCAUCGACAGCCUCGUCGCUUCCUCGUCGCGCCCGGCGUCUUCCGCUCGUCGCUCGCGCGAAGGCCCGUUCCUGCUGAAGGCGAUGCAUGUCCUCGGUCUCUGUGCGGCUCCCCUCGCGGCCGAGGCCUCGCUGGAGAGCGGCGCGACAGUCGACAUCGCAGACCCGCGGACGUGGGUGGUGGUGCAGUGUCUGCUGUGCCGCACGUCGCGGCGCCUCUCGGCGCGAAGGCCCCGCCCCCCCGGCGGCGAAGACGCAACGGGCCGCCGCGCUGCGGCGGCCCGCGCCGCGCACCAUGGGAGGAACGCCCGAGGGAAGCGCGCCGCUCAAGAGGCCGCGCGAAGGAGCGACGAGGAGACGACAGACGACCACGAGGAGGUCCUGUGGUGCCCGACCUGCAAGCAUCGAGACUCCGCCAUGCUCGUCGUCAUGUACGAUUUCCAUCUGCACCUCGCGGACGCAAAUGGAACGUCUCUCGUCGUUCAAGUCAAGGAUGCCGUCGGUCGGCGGUUUCGGUGCGCCAGCGAGCGCGGCAUCAGUCCAUUCUUCGCGGCCACCGACCGCGGCGCGCAAGAGUUGCUGCAGGCCGUGCUCCGAGGCUUGGUCAGCGAAGCUGAGCAAGAGGAAGAAAGCUCGAGACCCAGAGAGCGGAAAAGGGGCCUUUCGAGCCCGCAGAAGAGGCGAGGGAGGGCCUCCGCGUCGUCCGCAGACGGCGCGAAGGACGACGCGGAGGCGGACGCGGAGGCAGACGCGGCGGGAGGAGCGAAGAGCGACCAGGAGGGAGGCGACGGGGCAUAUCUCAUUGGGAGCUCCAGCAGCAGCGAGGAAGAAGAGGGAGAAAUUCAGACGCAGAGCCUUGUGGGGCGGAAGUACAUGCGCCGGAGGAAGCAUCUGAAGGCAGGCUUGGCGGGCUCGAGAGGGGGCGAAGCAUGCAGCGGCCCUUCGGCGCCGAGCGAGCAAGAAAACAGCAAGCAGAGCCACGCGCCGCGUGCGCACAGAGAGAGAGAAGAGGAGGAAAAUCAGAAGAAAAAACGUGGCCUCGGGCGCCACGACCUGCUCGUCGUGCGCCGGUGGGCGGAGGAAGCAGCCGAAAGCGACAGAGUGUUCGAGAAUAGCGGAGCUGCGACUUGGGUGGUGACGGGAGCAGAGAUCCGACGCGCGUAG
Molecule: messenger RNA, 1992 nt
Organism: Besnoitia besnoiti
Lineage: Eukaryota; Apicomplexa; Conoidasida; Eucoccidiorida; Sarcocystidae
Exons: 5
Coding region: 1-1992 (663 amino acids)
Source: RefSeq, a predicted model, not a curated record